AUGUCAUAUGACCUGCACGGCCCUUGGGAGGGUAACGUCGAUCUGCACGGGAAGCUACACUCAACAAAAGGAGAAGUUGUCGGCGCUGGCAUCUACAACACUGAAUUUGCGGCCAAAUACUGGGCAGAGAAAGGUAUGCCGAAGGAAAAAAUCAUAAUAGGAAUCCCAACAUACGGCCAAGGAUGGACACUGAAAGACCCCUCAAAAACAGCAAUUGGAUCAGAAGGAAGUGGAAAAAGUGCACCGUCGACGACGAAUCCGGACGGUGGAACAGCUUCGUACUGGGAGGCAAGCGCUUUCACGCUAUUACCAUUGAUGCUCAAAGCCGUUGUUGUUGAUUUUAAUGAAUGCGUAAUCUGUGAUUAUUUAAAAGACGGUGGCAAAGAAACAAUAGACAAGGAAGGCGUUGGUGCCUACAUGGUGAAAGGGAACCAAUGGUAUGGAUACGACACUCCAGAAACUGUUAAAAUGAAGAUGGAUUGGCUGAAGCAAAAUGGUUAUGGAGGUGCUUUCAUCUGGUGCUUGGAUUUCGAUGACUUCAAAGGGGAAACGUGUGGCAAGGGUCCGUAUCCGAUAAUGAAAGCUAUCAAUGACGGACUCUCAGGAAGCGCACCGCUCUCUUCCGCUGUGAGUGUCGUUUUGCAUUUAUAA
This is a messenger RNA of Gongylonema pulchrum, 651 nucleotides long. Lineage: Eukaryota; Metazoa; Nematoda; Chromadorea; Rhabditida; Gongylonematidae. The record is from the annotation of a GenBank genome assembly.